CCAUCGCACGGAACGCCCAGUUGGAAGCUACGGUUGACUACGGUGGUGCUGAGUUUCGCUCUGCGGUCACUUGCGUUUUACACAUUCCCAAGGACGGGUCGCCUCCUCCUCUCAUCUGUUCUUCGGUGAGUUCGAGAUUGUCUAGGAAGGUAACUUACCAAUUCCACAAACAAUCACCAUGUUUGCCUGUGCCCGCAUUGCCCCCGCUGCCAAGAGCGCCCUUGUCUCCAGCUCAAGGGCAUACCUCCGACCCCUGGUCAGCGCAGUCAACUCUGCCAGCCAGGUCCAGACCCCUGUCAUCCCCAGCCAGAGUCUGCUCCCCCUUGUCCGAAGCUUCCAGACCUCAGCAGUGUCCAACGACAUUGACUCCGCCGCCAAGUUCAUCGGUGCUGGUGCCGCCACUGUUGGUGUUGCUGGCUCAGGUGCUGGUAUUGGAUCAGUCUUCGGUUCCUUGAUCAUCGGCUAUGCCAGGAACCCCUCCCUCAAGCAGCAGCUUUUCUCUUACGCCAUUCUUGGGUUCGCCCUGUCUGAGGCUAUGGGGCUCUUCUGUCUUAUGAUGGCCUUCCUGCUUCUCUUCGCCUUCUAAGCGGAUUAGUUCAUAUUCACAUCAUCUCAUGCAAUUUUCUUCUCGAAGGGACUUGCUGGGGUUUAAUUGAGAGGUUUACCACAUUAAAUCAAAAUUAAGGGGCUGUUUUAUAAGGCAUUGUUCACUCACUGCCAUUUUUAUGAAAUUUAUUGUGAACUCCACUUUGAUGGAUUUGUAUCCUUGUUUUAACUUAAAGAUGUGCUCAAUCAUGUUUAUAACUGGGAUGUAACUUCAAGAAGCAGGAGGCAACCUAAACCUUGUAAAUGUGUAUAAAGAUCGCUGUCCCCUUGUGGUAAACCUCUCAUUUGUAGCUGAAAAGUGAGCUGGGUGAUGUAUGGUACAAGCAAUAGGACACUGUCUUGAGUAAAUGCAAAUCAUUUUCUACCAUGUACAAAUUGCUGAAAAUACAACAAAUUCACAAAGAUCUGCAUUGUUCAUCCUAAGCUCCUGAAUAUAAUUGCCUUCGUGUUCAAUGGGGUAUUGUUUCUGUUUAGCCCCAUAGAAACUAAAACUGAACAUGAUGCUAAACAAUUCCUUGUACAACUCUAGGAGGAAAUAAAUCAGUGAAUGUCCAUUUGGGCAUCUGCUCACCAA
Molecule: messenger RNA, 1180 nt
Organism: Frankliniella occidentalis (western flower thrips)
Lineage: Eukaryota; Metazoa; Arthropoda; Insecta; Thysanoptera; Thripidae
Product: ATP synthase lipid-binding protein, mitochondrial
Exons: 4
Coding region: 179-586 (135 amino acids)
Biological process (GO): proton motive force-driven ATP synthesis; proton transmembrane transport
Molecular function (GO): proton transmembrane transporter activity
Source: RefSeq, a predicted model, not a curated record